Molecule: messenger RNA, 11599 nt
Organism: Mizuhopecten yessoensis (Yesso scallop)
Lineage: Eukaryota; Metazoa; Mollusca; Bivalvia; Pectinida; Pectinidae
Exons: 8
Coding region: 117-2987 (956 amino acids)
Biological process (GO): mRNA stabilization; male meiosis I; female meiosis I
Cellular component (GO): nucleus; cytoplasm
Source: RefSeq, a predicted model, not a curated record
AUACAUACGGCAACAUGAGUCAAUGGCGCUCUCUGUCAGAUUAGAGCGGAAGAAAAACAAUGAGAAAAGCUACACAUCAACGAAUCAUGCUUUCAAUUCCGGUGUAAAAGGAAUCCAUGACCACCAAUCUCAACCUUACCAUGAUUGAUUUCUCUUCAUAUGGGAAUCAGGAGGGUCACCACCAGAAUGACAAUGUGGGAUUAUUUAACUUUUUGCCACAACAAAAGUCUAAGACGGACCAAGUCUCCCCACACAGCAUGGACAAUGGUAACAACUACUACCUUUUCGCAGACAGCAGCACACCGAACCGAAUACCCUGCAAUCAUGUAGACUCUGGGUAUUUCGAGCAAGACAGCUUUAGUGACCCCUUAAGUCCGACCCUAGCAUGGGCGCCAAGUGACAAGCUCUCCCAGUUUGAUUCCAUUGUGUCCGAGAUUGUUGAUGAAGACAAGAACUGCUCCCUCUUCUCCUUUGAUGGUAGCCUAAAUGACAGCUCCCCAAGAGAAAAACAUACAGAUAGCUUUGCUGCUCACGACAGAUCUAUUGGGCUUCAGGGUACAAAUAUUUCUACAACAGGUCAGCCAACCUCUGUCCAAAGCCAGUACAGUUUUGACCGAGGUGGUCAGACUGUCACGAGGAAUGACUGCUGGCCUGAUAGGGGAAGGUCUGCCCAAAACAAAGCAGAGACUAUUCCACACAAACUGGACAUGCAGUCCUCCUCACUUCAGUCAAAUCUUAGCUUCCCUUCUCAUUCAGUGCCUAAUGCCAAUUAUCUUGGAAAAGGAGGAAAUACGACUUCACUGUCUUCGGAGCCUUCUUUGAGAUAUUCUCUCCGACAGACCAGUACACAGGAGAGACAUGCGUGGCCGUCGACCAACAGCCAGAUACCUCAGAAGGAACAGAAUACUGCUGACCCUGAACCAGGCAUCCAUCUGAACAUGUGUAAGCCAGCAGACUUUUCAGAGGAGGUAAAUGCUAAUGGGUCACCAUUUACAGGAAAUGAUAGAUGUUUGUUAGAUUUCAACGGCAACAACCCCUAUACUAGGUCAAACGGCUAUGGCCCGUAUAGUUCUAGAUCUUCAUCAGUAAAGAAUGGCCAAGCUAUGAACAGUCCUGCUGACAAUGCUAACUUAACCAAUCAAAACACUCAAAUGAGUCUUGAUUUAGAUCCACACGGAAUCUCAGGGAAUUGUUGGAAUCAGGCUGGAGGAAGUUUUCCUAACUAUUCGGAGCCCUCCAGACAGACAAACAACAACAAUGAUAAAUCCUCUGAGGCUUCAGCUCGGCACCACAACAUUAAUGCAAUCAAUUAUCUCACACAAAAUGCUCUGAAUAGGAACGAUCAGGGUGAACAUCGAACAUUUGACUCUCCUUCCCUGGCUGGGCUCUAUCCCAGCAACAACAUGGUAGGAGAUGGCAGCUCCACCCAGAGUCAGUCGGUCAGGAAAAACAGGACCACAGACAACAUCAAGCUGAGUCCAAAGAGCCUAGUGAGCAACUAUUUGAGUAAUCAGAGACCGGGAGGUAACCAUUUUAUGCAGCAGGACCAUGAAAGCAAAUAUUCACAUCACCAGUUGGCUACACAUAGUAAGUUAAUGGCGAAUAAAUCUGUCAGAAAUUGCCACAUAUCAGAAAAAGGUGAUGCAGGUGACAUACAGUGUUCAGGAAGCAUGCCCACUAGGAUAAGUCCGAACCAAUCAGCAGCCCCCACCAGUUUACCUGUAAACAAUCUGUCGGUGGAUAACUCUAAUUCUGUAGGUGCCAGCAGCAGUAGCCAGCUAUCGUCCAGGAGUAACACACUGGGAAACAAUCCAACCCACCUUAGCAACAGUCAAGUCACCCCUGAGGAACUGCUGCAGUGUUUAAGCAAGUUGCAAACGUCUGUUGCUAACUCAAUUAUCCAGCAGCACCACUACUCCAGUCCGAGCCAAUCCACACCCCACAGGGGCCGCACAACAGUGGCCCAGGACAGGCAGCAGAGACCUAGGGAAGACCCUCGCCAUCACAAGUCAGUGCCCCUAUACACCAACCCCGCAACGGGGGUGAUACAAGGUAUCCCGACUAUGUUACAACACAAUGAUAGGCUUACAAAUCACCACGCACCCAAGGGCUCGCAAGAAUUGUUCCAUCCUUCCCUGACUCAUCCUAAUCAUCAUCACCAACACUAUCUGCCGACUCCAGGCCUGGUGUCCGGACACUUUCUGACCGGUCACCCUACGUAUCCCACAGAACUGGUGGAGUAUUAUCCCAUGGAUCCCUAUGCUUCCUUCACUCCUGCCUUCAUACCUCCCGAAGCCAUCUAUGAUGUUCCUGCAUAUUAUGGCUUUCCUCCCUUUAUGCAAGGAUUUAAACAACCAAGGAGAAGUGGGCCUUCCAUUGAACUCCAUCUGAAACUUGAAGAAUGCUAUGAUCAGUUCAGGAAUACAGAAAGGGAGAGAAAGAAGACUGAAGCUGAGUUAGCCAGACAACACCCCGGUAAGAGGAUCUCUAGUGCCAACAAUAUUGUGGUGCCUCGCCUUCCUUCCAACCCCUCACGUGUGGACAGACUCGUCGUGGACUCAUUCAAAGAGCAUGCCAGGAUCUUGACACUGAUAGACAAGAUGGAGCGAUUGAUGGGUGCAGGGCUCCAUCCUAACAUCCACUCAGCCUUGGAACGCUGGCUGGAGGGGAUCCGAAAGGUGCAAGCGCGUCGUAAAGAGGAGAUAGUCAAUGCAACCAACAGGAACCGAAAUGGAGGACCACGACAUCAGGAUGAUAAAGAUGUGUUGGCACUUGCUGCCAGCAUUUGUGAGCUGACAGCCCUGGCCAGGAGGGCUCGCACUGCCACCUGGUGUGCCUUGCAGAUUUCAGACAAAGACAACCCCACCCUGUGUAAGCUUGGCAUCGACAUGAGGAUGCCUUCUCUACCUCUCGCCUUCCAGCAGACCUUCAUGACCAGGUUACCCACCACAGAGGUCACCACUGCCACCGUCGUCGCAAAAGAUUGAGAGAAAAAGGGUUAAUGCAGUGAUCCUGUGUUUAGACUUGCCUUUUUGCUUGUAUUUUUGGUCAAAAUUUUCAAUAUGGUGUUGAUGAUGAUGAAUCAUUUUGCCUGUCAAGUAAUGUUGUGUUUGUCUAGUCCAUAUGAUGCACUUAUCUGCAAGUAAACCUGAUGGAGACAAAUUAACUACAGCAUCAAUGCAAUAUGACACUGGGUAAGGUUGAAAAAAAAGUGUUUUAAAAAAAAAAAAUUGGGGGGUGUGGGGUGUGGGGGGCACUGGCUAUACAGAGUUUUGAGAGACAUGUUGGUAUUUUUUAUCCAGAAUUGUAACAAUCCAGCCAUUAUAAUUGGGAAUGAAAAUGACUGGGUUAAGAAGGCUGCACCGUAUACAAUAUUAAUUAUAGAUCUGAAGGAUUAAACCAGAAAACAUUUGUCACUAUAGCUAGAUACCUUUGUUGUAUCAAAAGAUUUGAUAUUCUAGCUGAAGUCACACUGACUCUAAAAUGGCUCUGUUACAUGUGUUUGUGUCAAUCUUGUAUUUAUUUGGUUACAGUGUUUUUUUAACCAUUGUUGUGUUUAUUUGCUUUCUUUACAUAAUUGAUACAUACCGUAGUUAUUUUCUCACUGUUUGCAUGUAAAAUGCAAGAUGAUUAUAUUGUAAUCCCAUGCAUUAGAGGACAUUAUACUUGCAUAUUCAAACUGAGUUGUGUAACAAGAAAAUAGACCUUACAAAUGGCAAGGUUCAAAAUUCUAUUGACUUUUUUAAAACAAUAGAAUUAUGCAAUAUAGAUGAAAUAUGCAUGUAACCUAUUUUAAUGAACAGAGUUAUUUUUUCAAAAUAGUAUCGCCUUGUUGCCAUUGUAUUGUGAUUAAGAACCAUUUAUCUACUGUGGUAGAUGUUGCUGCUAUUUACAGUUUCAGCAUAAAAUGUGCUCAUAACUGUCUUCAUCUCGUCUGUAGCACUCUGUGGUUUAUAGCUAAAAUAUCCUUAUUCCUGUCACAAUUUUUCCAGCAAUAUCAAUCAGGGGAGAAAGGAAAUAGGAACAUGUAAAAAGUGUUGGCAUUAAGCAAGGUCAGUGUGCUAAAUGCGAUGAUGGGCAUUCUGGUGAGGUAUUACCAUGGUAAUGUACUUGGAGUACCAGGCCAUCAGAGGUUUGUGCUUUAAUCAAUCCUGAUGAUUACCCACAAUGAGGAACGGUAUGCUGUAGCAGAUAUUUUGGUCAUAAUCAUAUUUACUAAAACAUACCUUUAUUGAAGUAAAAUGUCUUACGUGAAAAGGUGAAAGUGCUUUAUCAACUUGAUUUUUUUUUUUGGAGGGGGGGGGGGGGGGGAUCAUUAUGCCAAAAAUUUCAGAAUUGCCCAUGUUGCUUUCUGGUGAUCUUCAGUUUUGUAUAUUGGAGAUAAUGAUUGGAAUAAUUGGAGAAGGCACUUGGAGAAUGCUACUCUGAUAUAUUUUUUUAUCUAAGAACAUCAGAGCCUCAAUUUAAUUAAAAAGCACCAGGUGAUUUCUGCGUCUCGAAAGCUAUUUGACGAGAAGGAAAGAUAUGUCAGGAAAUUUGUACUUUUUUGUUGAAUGUAUCAACAAUGUAUUAUGUUAUGUAUUCAAUGUUUUCCCGUUGAUAGAUGUAUAUAGGUACAGGGUCAUAGAUAGACAUAGGCUUGUUAUUGUAGUAACAGACCUGCUGCGUAUAUUGACCAGUUCUCAUCAAAAAGUAUGAAAAGUGUCUUUUUGUUGAAUGUAAUGUUGGUUGUAUGGAGAAGGCUACAGGAAGAAUGUUUCAUUUUAUUUUAACUGUUUGUAGCCGUUCCUUUCUUGAGAAAUAUUUUAAUUGUGUAAACACAUGUGUUUCAGGACUUUGUAAAUAUGGAAUCACCGCCCAGGUAAGGGGCAUUUAUUUAUUUUGUAUAUAUAACUUUUAAAUUAAAUAUAAUGUGUUAAAUGUAGAUUGAUGAUCAGACAUGCUGACAAGUUAAAUUGUAUGGUAUUGUCAUACAUGGACUUUCGUGCCCUAAGUGCUUUUUGUAAUUGAUAAUCAGACAUGCUGUAGAAUUUUAUUGUCCAUUGUCUCAUUUAUGAAAUAUCCUGCCAUGGAUCACAGAGUCUAGCGCUGGUGAACAGAUUAUAUCUUUUAAUUAGUCCUUUUAGCUUGUAGUUGAUAAGGCCCUGUGCCUUUUAUUAAAUGUGACUAGUGACAAGUGCUCUAAAUAUUUUAUCUGGUGCAGUGAUAAUUAUGAUUGUUAAAGGUAUAGACAUUUUUUUUUUUCAUUACUUGAUAUAAGAAUGAUUAGAUUUGGAAAGAUCCUUUCCUCUCCCACAGUUCAGAUGUUGACUGUCGGUCGUUUUUUUUAUUUGCUUUGACAUUGAAUCUUUAGGAAGUAGACUGUAUUACAUCAUAGUUCGCACAUCUAAUGAGCAUGUAAAGAAAGUUACACGCUCUUGGUAGCUUGGUGAGAGUAUAUAUUAUAAGAGCAGGGAGAUUUGAAAGUCUUUGAGUUCUCAAUAUUCUCUUGAUUUUAUCUAGAUAUUGUGUAGAAAGAAAUUGUUGGCUUCAGAUUGUUGAGAGGACUAGUGUAGGUCGCUGUUCAUGUUAUCAUAUUUAAACGAGGUUUUGUGUUGAACAAUAGUUGUUGUAGACCUCUCAGGUCUCUCGUUAAGAUGAGAAUUAUAAUGUUGUAGAUCUGACAUUAUUUGUUGUGAAUAUUUAUUUCCAUUAUUUAAGAUGAAGUUAGUAUAAUUUAAACAGGAUGAUACAGGUUUUUUAAACAUAAUGACUGCUGUGAUUAAUUGGAAGAAGAAUUUAGUUUGUCCAUAGAUACUUCUAUUGUCAGCCCAUAUAGCCAAGUAAUACAUACUCAUGUUGCUAUGUUGUGAUUAAUGAAUGUUUUGUUGUCUUACUAAGUAAGUAGAGUCGUGAUGUCUUAAUAUUACAGAUACCUUGUUAUCCUUUUCCCCAAAGUUUUGUCAAUAGGCACAGAGGGUAUAUUCAACUGAUAUCAUUCAGGGUUUUGUUAUCUCCCCUUAUUUGCAAAAGUAAGUAGAGGAUAUGAUUUAGUGCGACAAACUGGAAUUUUUAUAUUCAGUCAAUUUUUGCCCCCUGACCUUAUGCUAAUAAUACAUAUGAUAUAUAGUUUUCACCAUAGGAGAAAAGAGCAUAAAACAAUAAUAAAAUAAAAUGUCUUUGCUUGCAGUAUUUGCAGUAGUUGUGAUCCGGUAAAAUUAGAGAUUAUUUUGUCUUGUAAACUUACUCAGGUUAAAUGUAUGAACUGGACCAUGCCUUGGUUACAGAAAUGUUCCUUAGUUUUAAGUUAUUGUCAGUGAUGCUUUGAGUAAGGGGAUCAUUUAAAUAAUUUUUGAAUAUUUUAAUUUGUGAAGUUGAAGCCAUUUUACUUAUACAUGUACAAUAAAGCUGGAAUACCGUGCAGCAGUCAUGACAUAUGAUGUAUCAAAUAUAUAGACUGUGCAAUAGUUAUCUUCAUCUACAAAGGCUGUAUCUGGACACAUUGUCUUGGAUGGGUCAUCCUUCUCACCUCAUUUCAUCUAGAAAACGUACAGUCUUGACUAUUCCCAAAUUUAUUGUAAUGAAAGAUAUCUUAUUUAACUGCUUGUUAGAGCAAUGACGAACAUGAAUUAUUAGGAGGUGACAGGGAAUUGCUUAAUGUAUCAUAUGUGGAUGGUGAGGUCGACAUUGUAAAGUAGUCUCCAGGAAUUUUUUAUAGUGGGUAGUGUGGAUAGAUCUAUGUAAUGUUGUGGAAUAAGGAAGGAUAAUUUAGGAGAAUCAAUAAGCAUAUUGUACACAGAAUAUAUCACUGUUUUAUAAAAGUUCAAAUUAUUUUUUUAAUUCAUAAGUUUAUGAGCUACACCUGCAUGGAAUAAAGCUUUGUUCACAAAAUAAAUAAAAUUUAAUAUUAUUAAAAUGAAGAAUGAUCAAAGUAAAAAAAAAAAAAAUCAAAAAAAUGUCACGUAUUGUUGAUUACAGAAGUGGCUUGGUCUGAUAUUUAUGAUAUUAACAAUUUUGCAGACUACACAAAUAGAAGUUUUAGUAUCCUUAAAUGUGUCCUCUCAUUGUUUAAUAAUUCUGUGUCAAACUCGUGAAAUAAUUGUGUUAAAUUCCAAAUAGAACAAAAAGCAGUUGUUUGUUUCUCUCUGUCCAGAAUCUCUUAUUAAAACCUCUGAUUCUCUUCUGUUAAUUAAAACCUCUGAAUCUCUUCUUUCGUAAAACGUAUUUUCCUAUGGUUUCAUUUAUGCUUCUGUUUAAGCUAGGUUUUUAAAGUAAAUUUUCUGGUAAUAUGCAUUGUGUGGUUGUAAAGGGGAGUAUAACAAUAUAUCAAGUUAAAUUGAACCAGGGAAAUGCUCUUACGUAGUGAAUACUAGUGUUGUUGUCGAAACUACUCACAUUUAUUGGGUUGAACUUGAGAAGGAAUUUUGAUAAGACUGCUAGAGCUGUUUACCUUAAAAAGGUUCCGUUAUUGAGUUGUCUGUCUUGAUUGAACAAUUAAGUUCUUGCAUAUGCUAUGCAGUAGCAUUUUGAAUACCUUAUAAUUAUCACAGCAUAUUUGUGUUAGCAUUAUAAACAAUUUCUAAAAUAGAAAUUAAGGUAUAGUGUCCCGGACAGUUGAAGCAGAUUUCACAUAAAAAAAAUUAUGAGAAAUUUGAUGAAAAAAUAUGUAUGAAUAUUGACAUGAAAUCCACUGUGAAAUAGUGAAAAAAAAGAUUUUUCGUUAAUAAACCAUCUCAAAUUCAAGGAAAUAACUGAAACAUCAGCAUUAUUUUGUGUUUUUCUGGUGGGUUUACAGAUCAUUUUAAGUGUUAAAUAAAAUGGUCCAAAUACACCCUUUAUGCUUACUACCUCUUAACAGAUACUGAGUUUCUGGGUAUUACCCUCGUUUACUUUUAAAAUCAGAUACGAACACAGCUUUUGUGUAUGUAUGCAUAGAACUGUAUGAUUUUCAAGUUCAGAACAUAUGUAUUUACUUAUUUCGAGCACCAAUCAGACACGUAUGAACAAGUAUCAAAAUGUUAACCGCAUUGUGAUUGUUAGAAAAAGGCGUGGGCAUUAGAACUGUCCACCCCGAGGAGAAAUCAUGGUCUUAGUCCCCAUUGAGAGGAAAUGGUUAUGAUAGUGUUGCUAACUUGAGAAGAAGGUGAUAUCAAUAUCUGGGGAUAAAAAGGAUCGUGAGACUUGGUAACGCUCGAUGGAAAGUGUUGUGAUGGCAAGAGUUGUUUACCUUGAACAAAGUGAUAAUUAACAGAUUUUUACCCUGAGAAAGCCUAUUGAUUGUUGGAAUGGUAUUUUAAGAAUAAAGUUAUUAUGUGAAUUUUACUUUGGGAAAGGUUUUUGUAUUGUUAGAGUUGUUUACCUUGGAAGAAAGUGGUUGUUAAGAGAUAUUUACCAAGAGAAAGUAUUAUGGUUGUUAAGUUGUCUAUCUUAAAUUAUUAUGUAUUUGUUGUAGAUUUUAUAAGAGGUAACAUGUAGAGAGAUCUAUUUUUAAUACAUAUCUGUGGUGAUUUGUAUGUGGUUUAUUUAUUUAUCGGUGAUUGACGUUAGAACAUAGUGUAGAUUUUAGCCGAAAGGGCAUAGUAUACUAAAACACUAUUUCUGGUAUGAUGGUUCUUUUAUCUUGUAAUGUUGUGAUCGUGGCCACAAUGAGAAAUUCUAAUCGCUAUUACAAUUUUAAUUUUGAUACAAACUAACAUAUAAAGACAUGCUUCAAGUAGUAAGGCAGUACAUGUAUAUGCAUUUAUUAUAAAAACUGAUGCUGCAGUUCAUAUAUGCUGCUGAUAUGUUAUAAAUCUCCCUAUAUGAUCGUGUCAUAUGAUGAUAUACUUCACUGAAGUUGUGAUGUCAAAAAGAAAGAAACCCGGGGCCCUGCUUCAAGAUUACAGUUACGCCUUCAGACAAUAUCUUAGUGCAGAUCGCGCUGUACAUGUGUCGUCAAUCGAUCUAAUGUAUUAAAUAUUGUCAACUUUUGAAGGAAAAUGUGCAGAUUUUAUAAAUGGGACAAGUGACUCUGAGUACUGAAUUGUUUGGGCCAGAAGGUCACAAACUCUGAUAAUAUAAAUAGAAAAUGAGUGUCAGAUUAAUAUACAUAUAUAUAUAUUCCCUUGCAGUUAAUCAGGACUUCCUUUUCAGGGUUCGUCCUUUGGGUUGCUUUUCAAGUCAAAAGUUUGGGUGCUAUGAUAAUGCUUUCUGUAAAAAGAGGGAAAAAAAACUCUUCGGUUAAAUGAAAGUGUAUCUUUAAACACGGAUUUCUUGCCUAAAGUCCUGGCAAAUGAAGGUUGUACUUCAUUAUCAAUAUAGUGUAAGAAACAUCAAAACCAGGUGUGCAUCCCUCCCCUAAGGGGGAAGUUUUUUGUUUCCAUUUACAUUAUGAAUAAAAGAUAUUAAAUAUCGAAAUGUGAAAUGCAUUUAUUGGUGGUACUUGCUUGCACCAUCAUUUAACAUAGGUUUUUGUUUUAUUAAGGAGCUGCUUAAAAAAAAUAUAAAAAUAGUCAUAUUUUUUGUAUUAAGAACUUAAAGAAAUUACACAGGGUACUUGGCGCUAUUUCCAUACUGAGAGGAACACUAUCGUUCAUAAGAGGUCUAGGUUGCUGUACCUGUUGAUUAUGCCUGUGAUCAAUCUUGCGUUACAUCCAUUAUUAUGUACAGAUUUGGAUGACAAAGUUAUCAAUGGUACAACAGAAGAGUUUUUAUGUCAUCAAGACUGAUGUAUGCUCUUGAUCGAGUAUUUCGUUUAGAUUUAACUGUCGGACAACUGAAUGUGUGUAUAUAGCAUCACUGGGGUGUACGAUUUAAGACAUCUGCAUGUCUCAUCAUAAGUCAAGAUAAUCACUGUUACUUUAGAUAGAAAUUAAUUUUGGUAAGUAGCUGUUAGGGGAAGUCACGGACUUGAAUUAUAGAAUACCUAGUUAAAGGAUCAAUAUUUAACUUCCAAAUGUUUGUAUGAUUACACAUUUUAUAGACAGAAGACAAACAUACUUGUGAACCAUAUAAUUUUAUGUUAUGCCAUCUCUAUUUAUUUGACAAAGUAGUCCGAGUGCCUUAGUAGAUAUUAUUACCUCAGCCAUAAAACCACCUUUUCCUUGGCCGUGUGCAUUCAAUUAUAGACAUUGUGUUGUUUUUUAACAAAGUCAUGUUAUAAAUAAUGUUACUUUCGUAUGAGUUGCAAUACUUGGACCAUGAAUUGUUGUGUUGAUAUUAAUGUAUACAUAUUGCCAUUAAGUUAGAAGUGAUGAUGUUUAUAUUAUUAGUUAGAAUUGGUGCUUUGAUAACAAUGUUGCGUGUGCUGCAGUUAUAAUACCCCAGCCUAGUUGUAUCCCUGUAAUACUGUAAUCAUUCGUUAUGUUUGUACAAUCAUGUGUUUGUGCAAUGAUUAUUUAUGUUUUUGCAGUACAUACUUCUAUCAUUCACCUUCCCCACACUUCCGCCCCGUAUGGAUUUCUACCGAUAUACCAGUUGUUUUUGUGAGGGAUGUCUAGGAUUGCUCUUGAGAUCAAAGUCACAGUCGCAAUACGUUUCACAUUGAUAUAAUAUAUCGAAGUUUGCAUUUCAAACUAAAAUAAUUACAUAUCUUGGAAAAAAAUGGGGGAGGGGAGAGUCAAACGGUUCAAAGCUUAACUAUACCCUGAGUUGAUGUUCCUUGUUGUCACCGUUGGCAGUAUAGUACUGGAACUCAUAGAAGGUUUCUUAAUGUGAAGGUGGGUGUAUGAUAAUCAUUGUACUAAAUAAGGGCUCAAUUAUGUUCUCAUGAACUUUGAAAAUUGACUUCAUAGCAAAGAUGGCAAGUAUGCCUCAGCUGCUGAAUUGCGCUUGUAAGCUCUGUAUUGUUGUCUGAUAGAAGUGAAAGGAUCAAGUUGUUUUGCUAUGGUCAAAUUCCACUGGGCGAAAAGUCGAGAUGGUUAAUAUUUAACCUGUUAUUGCAGUUCAUAGUCUCGGGGACCAUACACAUUCAUCACCUUAUGAAUUUUACAGUAGAAAGAUACAAUCAUUUCAUUGGUUUUGACAUUAGCAGGUAGGAGAUCAGUAUGUUGCUGCAAUAUAGGGAACCUCUUGGUUCAUCAAAAUAUACACCACUAAAGAUAAUGUUAUGAAAUAUGUAUAUCAAAUUGGACCUUAUAAGCACUCAAACCGUUGUAAGCGAUUUCCAUUCCUUUUUGGUCCGGGUCAUACAAUCGCUUCACCUUACUUUUCCAACAUUCUUGAAAAAUGUAUUUAUUGUGGCAUCUGAAAUUAUUUUAAUUUCUCCAAAUUGUGACGUACAAAGAGAUCUUAAUAGAUGGAAGACGGUUUACCUUGUUUGUUUAGUAGGAACUCAUUAUGAAGCACUUGUGGGACCAUAUAAUGUCAUAUAUCAGGUUCGGAAUCAAGAAAAAUAACAAGAAGGUCUGGUGUAUAAUUUUGUUGUUAUCAAGUGGACGUUGUAUAUAUCCCACCAACACUCUGUUCUGACGUCACUGUUACAGUGGAAUAAGUGGCUUUGUUAGAGGUUAAACAAGUAGCAUUUUACUUUCUCCUGAAAUGUGGAGGUUUAUUUUAUAGAACGUCGGGAACAGUCAGCACCUCGAAGGUCGAGAUUAAUAAAAUCUUUUACCUGUAACUGAGCGAGAUCGGGUUAUCUCAG